This is a messenger RNA of Armigeres subalbatus, 808 nucleotides long. RefSeq names its product density-regulated protein homolog. The record is from RefSeq and is a predicted model, not a curated record. The transcript has 2 exons. Gene Ontology annotation, biological process: formation of translation preinitiation complex; translation reinitiation. NCBI's taxonomy places the organism in Eukaryota, Metazoa, Arthropoda, Insecta, Diptera, Culicidae. Gene Ontology annotation, molecular function: mRNA binding; translation initiation factor activity. Bases 127 to 735 code for a protein of 202 amino acids.
CAAUAACAUCAUUUUUCAUGAUUUUCAUGUGUAAGUAAACGUCAGGUCUUUCUCCGCUGUGUCGCGAAUCCAAUAAAGAAUAAUCGUAAAUUCACAUUUUUAAGGAAUACAAGUUUAAGUUAUAUAAUGGUCAGUGAAAUUCCCGCCAAGCUUCAAAUCGGCCCCAAGGAUGGAAUUAGCUAUCCCUUGUCGGUGCAGUACUGCGGACACUGCUCGAUGCCCCUCGAGUACUGCGAAUACUAUCCGGACUACGAGAAGUGCAAACAGUGGCUAGAGAGGAACCUUCCGUCGGAAUUUGAAAGACUGAAAACUGGCGCAGCGUCGGGUGGAAAUGUAGCGACAUCAGGCGCCCCCGGCGAGGGCAGUACCCCCGAUGGCGAAGGUGCGAAUGCCGCCGGCGAAGAGGACAAAAAGCGCCAGAAGCGUGGCGGAAAAGGAAUGAUGAAAACAAAGAAAGCCAAGGAUGACGGACCAAAGAAGAUUUGCGUUUCCCGGUCGGCUCGCGGUAAGAAGAAAUCCGUAACGGUGGUCACCGGAAUGGCCACAUUUGACGUUGACCUGAAAGUGGCGGCCAAGUUUUUCGGAACCAAGUUUGCAUGCGGUUCGUCGGUGACGGGAGACGAUGAAAUCGUGAUUCAGGGCGACGUCAAGGACGACCUGUUUGAUGUGAUUCCCGAAAAGUGGCCGGAAAUUGAUGAAGAUUUUAUUGAAGAUCUGGGCGAUCAGAAGCGGUAGGCGAAUGACGCAAACUACAAUUGCCGGGAUUAAUUUAUUCUCAAGUAAUGCAUAAUAAAAUAUUCUAAACUAA